AACGGUCGCAAGCGGUUAUUCACGUUUGUGACUUAAACUAAAGACUCCUGUUUGAAUUGGAAAUACACCGAUUUCAUUUGGUCUUUAACUGUAAUAUGUCAUUCUCCGUUUCUCUCACAAUAAAUAAAUCGCGAAGUAACUCUCAGGGCUCUUUAUUUCGAGAGGUAAUGACGAAGUUCGCUAUGACUGAAACCCCUUCACGUAACCUUCAGGACGCCGCACUAACCUGUCAACUUCCAGAUUCACACACACGACUAAAAUGCUGCAUGAAGAUCACCUGAUGUCUUCUUUUCUUGACUUGGUUUAUUCAGGCGUCCCUUUAAUUUUUCCCCCGCAAUGGAAACAGCUCAUCCAGCAUCAUCAGGAGCUGCUCUUUGAUCUGGAGCUGGCGUGUGCGCAUGCGCAGCUCAUUGCCUUCGCUGCACUGGCUUCAGUAAGUUGGAUGUGCGCUGUCUUCAUCAUCACAUCCAAAACCCCAUCAAAACUGUUGCAAUGGAGAGUAUCGGAAAAACCCCACAUAUCAUCUUGUUAUGUCCGCUGAUCGUGGCUGUGGCGUGCGGGCAGAGUAGCAGAGACCCGAGCAAUAUGCCAGUGGUCAAAGACACCGUGGACAGACUCAUGAAAGGAUACGACAUUCGGCUGAGGCCAGAUUUCGGAGGCGCUCCGGUGGCGGUAGGGAUGAAUAUAGACAUAGCCAGCAUAGACAUGGUAUCCGAAGUAAACAUGGACUACACCCUGACCAUGUAUUUCCAGCAAGCUUGGCGAGACAAGCGCUUGUCUUACUCUGAGAUCCCUCUGAAUCUAACCUUGGAUAACCGCGUCGCUGACCAGCUGUGGGUGCCCGACACCUACUUCCUCAACGAUAAGAAAUCCUUCGUUCACGGAGUGACAGUCAAGAACCGAAUGAUACGCCUGCAUCCCGAUGGCACCGUGCUGUACGGAUUAAGGAUCACCACCACCGCUGCCUGUAUGAUGGACCUGAGGCGAUACCCGCUGGAUGAGCAGAACUGCACGCUGGAGAUCGAGAGCUAUGGCUACACUACAGAUGACAUCGAGUUUUACUGGCGAGGGGGAAAUGGAGCCGUUACCGGGGUGGAAAGGAUAGAACUGCCUCAGUUCUCCAUCGUGGACUACAAACUCAUCUCGAAGAACGUGGUUUUCUCCACAGGUUCGUAUCCACGCCUGUCUCUGAGUUUUAAACUCAAGAGGAACAUUGGUUACUUCAUCCUGCAGACCUACAUGCCCUCAAUCCUAAUCACCAUCCUGUCCUGGGUAUCCUUCUGGAUCAACUAUGAUGCUUCUGCUGCCCGUGUGGCUUUAGGUAUCACCACCGUGCUGACCAUGACCACCAUUAAUACUCACUUGCGAGAGACCCUUCCCAAGAUUCCCUAUGUGAAAGCCAUAGACAUGUACCUGAUGGGCUGCUUUGUCUUUGUGUUCCUGGCACUGCUGGAGUACGCCUUCGUCAAUUAUAUCUUCUUCGGGAGAGGCCCUCAGCGGCAGAAGAAGGCGGCGGAAAAAGCCGCCACGGCCAACAAUGAGAAACUCAGGCACGACCCCAACAAGUGGUUGGUGGGAAGUGUAGUUCAGAGAGACGAUGCUCUCUAUGCCAGAAUGAAACAGAGGGAAAUUGACGGGUAUGACUCGAUGUGGGAUCCGAUCUUUGCGGAGGAUGCAGCAUUAGGACUAGGCGAUCAAAGACUUAAGAUGACCGCCGACGAUAUCCGGCUGACCACGGUGGAAAUGAAGAACGAAAUGGGGCCGUCCGAUCUGUCCAGGGGUCUGGGUGACCCACGCAGCACCAUGCUAGCCUACGACAGCUCUACCCUGCAGUACCGCCGGGCGGCCAUGGCUCGGCAAAACUACGGCCACAGCGCCCUGGAGCGCCACGCCACCCAGAAGAAGAGCAGGCUCAGGAGACGGGCUUCCCAGCUCAAGGUCAACAUCCCAGACCUGUCCGAUGUCAACUCCAUCGACAAGUGGUCGAGAAUGAUCUUCCCCACCGUGUUUUCCUUCUUCAACGUAGUUUACUGGCUUUACUACGUUCAUUAAAAAGAUCCGAUGAGCUAAACGGACCAAAAAAGAAAACAAAGAAGAGUAAAAAAAGAGAAUAAAACAAUACACCUUUUGCUGAUUUAUUUCAAAUAUAUAGUGGAAAGACUAAGGAAAGACAAAAGUAAAAAAAAAAAAUCAGGAUGGACUCUCUUUCGAUUUUUUUGGACAUAAACAUUGAGGAAACGCAUCGGCGGCGUAACUGGAGAAAAAACAUGCAGUACAGGGCUUGUUCCAGAGUUUCGAUAUACCACUUAUAUUUGUCAUAUGUAGAUUACUCUGUGGAUCAAAUAUUUAUGCUUGUCUUUGCAUAUAUUUUAGGGAUUUGUUUUUUGGUUAGUAUAUGUUUACUUCGUAGCCAACUGCAUCCAAGAAAGCUUUACAAACGGAGUCGGUCUUGAAAGUCUAUUUUCCUAUAGUUAAGCUGUAUAUCAGAUAUCUUUUAAAAGCAUGCUUUGGUUUGUUUUCUUUAUCUCUUGCAGAGAGCUGGAGCACAAUGCAUUUUCAUUUGACACUUUAAAGGUUCUUCUGUUCUUUCAAAUGAGUUUGCAGGAUGCAAUGCAAAGACGCUGUCAGGAAGCCAUACAGGGUAUUUUCAAAACAGGUCCUUUUACUAUUGUGUUUUUUUUUUUCUUCUUCUUCUUCUUCUUCUUCUUCUUUUUGAUGUUGGGCCAACAAGGAAACUCAGCCCUAUUAAAACGAAGGUUUUAUCUGAUGCAGGGGAAAUACGAACAGGCUGGGCCACGACGAAGGACAUGUGUGAACCCGUGGAAAGGACGGACUGACAUGGACCAUUACCCUGGUGGUUGGAUUCACUGUCCACUCCGGCUGUGUCAACAGUACCAUGGCCGUGUAAAUGCUAAACAGUCCUCAUCUCUACACUGUAUAAACUUUGUGUGGUGAGCCGCUGGGGAGGGGGAACGGCUGUUUGACAUCUCUCAAGUGUUUUCCGAUACAUGGGUGUAUUGGAUGGAGGCGAAGAAAGACGCAAUAUAUCUGUAAACCAUUAACACUAUCGAUAGAUAUAAGUUGAAAACUAGUAGCUGAUAUUACAUCAUGGUAAAAAAAAGAAACUUUCUGAUUCAAUAGUUAUAAUAUCAGAUGUUAAUGUUAUGGUUCAUUAUUUAAACGUAUUUUUUGGUGUAUUAGAUUUCUUAAUGUUGAAGACUUUGGUUGAAGAAAAAAAUCUUGCUGCUUAAAAAUUGGGCAAAAAGGAUCUGAAUCUUUUUCAAAGGCCUCAAAGUGUGUACCAGUUGACUUUAAUCAAGAAACCGAUCAUAUUGCUACUCUGAAAUUUAUGGUAACUAUCACUUCAGUUCACUAACAAUAUGUAAAGGAUCUGGAUCAUACAAUCAAGGCAUCUGUCAGGCAAUUUUGUAUAAAAUCCUGUAAAUUAUAAUGAUAUUUCAUAAUGACCUGUAAAUAUAUAUAUUGUGUAAUGAUUGUCAACAAUAAUGAAAAUGUAUCUAAAUUAAAUUAUUAAAGCUUAAUGAAGCUUAUAUCUCUUAAA
Molecule: messenger RNA, 3562 nt
Organism: Ctenopharyngodon idella (grass carp)
Lineage: Eukaryota; Metazoa; Chordata; Actinopteri; Cypriniformes; Xenocyprididae
Gene: gabrb2a
Product: gamma-aminobutyric acid type A receptor subunit beta2a
Biological process (GO): nervous system process; regulation of membrane potential; signal transduction
Cellular component (GO): GABA-A receptor complex; membrane; neuron projection
Molecular function (GO): extracellular ligand-gated monoatomic ion channel activity; GABA-A receptor activity; neurotransmitter receptor activity
Source: RefSeq, a predicted model, not a curated record